Messenger RNA from Colletotrichum navitas, 677 nucleotides. RefSeq lists its product as uncharacterized. Lineage: Eukaryota; Fungi; Ascomycota; Sordariomycetes; Glomerellales; Glomerellaceae. Bases 80 to 505 code for a protein of 141 amino acids. The transcript has a single exon. The record is from RefSeq and is a predicted model, not a curated record.
AGGGCCAGGCACAUUUCAGAGCUUGUUCCAAGCGAGAUAGAAGCAUCGCAAGGUCUAAAAGAAAGAAGAUGUCUGUACCAUGCGGAAUAUAAAGCUUUCUGGUGUUAGUUGCGCGCUUCAGGAAGCUUUGGCAGGAUGGGUUCUGAACCCACUGGAGCCUGUCUGUCAGCCAGAAACAGCAAUUGAAAUGAGACGGGUUGGGCUGCACGAUCGAAUUCAAUGCAAAGAAUCGAGGGUAGUGCUCGUGAUUCGACCAAAAAUUCGGCUCUGCCAAUCUCGAGCGCAAGUAUUGCUCUGGAAAACGCGCAUCCCUUCACAGGGCUCCAUGGGGACGUUGAGUCGCAGCAAAGCGAUAAACCCACCGCACACAGGCCCUCCACCGUUCAGCCCCCGAGCGUGCGGGCCGCUAAAAAUACCGCUCCGGCGGGGAGCUACGGACCCCAAUGGCAACCUUACAUCACUGGGAGGGGGGCGGAGGACGGGGGGCUUUGAUGUACUACGAUAAUACUUGCGACGACUCCUCAACCCAGCUGGCAUCACUUCCGUUUAACAAAGCACCGACCAACCAUCUCGAGUCGCCAUUUUGCCUCCCCCCCAAGGGCCAAGGCCAGGGAACCGACGACUCGCCCGACUCUUUCGCCUUCCUCCAGCUUUUUGACGUUGACGCUCUCUCCAGC